Molecule: messenger RNA, 1066 nt
Organism: Sphaerulina musiva SO2202
Lineage: Eukaryota; Fungi; Ascomycota; Dothideomycetes; Mycosphaerellales; Mycosphaerellaceae
Exons: 1
Coding region: 47-856 (269 amino acids)
Biological process (GO): mitochondrial fission
Cellular component (GO): mitochondrion
Source: RefSeq, a predicted model, not a curated record
AAAAUCACUUCCAGUAGAUCCUUAGUGUGGAACAGCCACCCUGAAAAUGGUCAAGGACAACAGCGACAGCGAACACCUCUCAAGCGUGCCCCACGAACGCAACGAACCACGUCCCGACUUCUCCAAACAACCUCUCCCACGCAAGCCCCUCCCCAAAGACCUCCAAGAUGUCCUCAACAGCGAGGAACGUCUCUGGGACAUUGUCACAUCUCCCGACGCCCCCGAAACUACAGACUCCUCCGUCCGCUAUGCAGCCUACGCAUCCCGCUUACGAACCAUCAUGCUCUCCGCCCAUCGCUACGUAGCCUACACAUCCGACAUUGGAGAGUCCUUCCGCCCUGUCGCACACCCGUGGCUCAUAAAGGGCGCCUACGGUGUGAGUUGGGCGUACUUGAUUGGAGAUGUGUCGUAUGAAGGUGCUAAGGCGUAUAAACACAACCAAGCCAUUCGAAACCCCACUACCGAAGAGGAGAUUUCUGCAGUAGCGGCGCGGCCGGGUGGGAAAGUCGUGCCUGCGAUUGAAGAUUACAGAGCUGUCAUGGCAGAACGUGCGGUGUUCCAGAGUGUGGCCAGUAUGGGUCUGCCGGCUUUUACCAUUCAUUCCAUUGUGAGAUAUUCGGGGAGGGCGAUGAAGAAUGUGAAGAAUGUGAAGUUGAGGACUUGGGGCCCUAUUGGCCUGGGCCUGGGGUUUGUGCCUGCGUUGCCAUACAUUUUUGAUGAGCCGGUCGAGAAAGCGACGAGGUGGUUGUUCCAUACGGGAUUUGAGAUGAUUGGGGGGCCUGAAGCGGUAGGGAAGGACGAGAAGGGAAGAGGUCCAGGGUUUGGCAUGAAGGAGAGGGAAAAGAAGGAGCUAUAGAAGUCUCGAGGAACCAGUGAACAGAAAACACGCAGGUGUGGUGUACAGCGACAUACAGAAGCUCAGUUCCAUGGCCAGGGAUGCUAGAUGAUAAUGCACGAAGCAUGGCGUUGGUGGUCUCAUCUUACUACUCAGUGUUGUACAUACCAUGAAUCUCAUCACUUGUUCAACCUCAGCCGCCUUGACAGGUGCCGAAUCCGCAAGACGUCC